This is a messenger RNA of Ailuropoda melanoleuca (giant panda), 8695 nucleotides long. RefSeq names its product zinc finger BED-type containing 4 (gene ZBED4). The record is from RefSeq and is a predicted model, not a curated record. The transcript has 2 exons. Bases 1940 to 5167 code for a protein of 1075 amino acids. Gene Ontology annotation, molecular function: DNA binding; protein dimerization activity. Lineage: Eukaryota; Metazoa; Chordata; Mammalia; Carnivora; Ursidae.
CAGGGGUAGAGACCAAGCGGCUCUCACCACUCACAUUCUGACAACCUCAGUGCCCCCGGCGUGGGCCGUCCCUGUGGCCAACAGGGGCCUCGGCGGAAGGGCAGUCAGCUCUGCAGGGAGCAGCUGGCUCGCAGUGGCCCGGGCAGACCCGAGGCAGCAGCUCCACUGCAGCUCGUGGGGUCCUCGCUGUGGGGCCUGCAGCCCGAGGGCAGCUGGUGGGCCUGGCCAGGGACGAGCUAGAGCCCCGUGGGGUUGCCGCUGCUGCGCUGGUGGAUGAAGUGCCUCUCGCCAUGUUUAGACACUGGCCCCGCUGGCUGGCAUCAGGUGGGCAGGAUGGGCGUGACGUGGCUGAGGAUGCUGUGUCCGUGCAGAUGCUGGAGGCGCGGAGUGAGUCUGGGGCCGGACUCCCGGGGACUGCUGGGGCUGAGGCCGGCAUGGGCCAGGCAGCGAUCCCGUCCUCUCUGUGGGCACCUGGACGUGCAUGCAGAGCCCAUGCCAGACCCCAGCCCAGCAGCCCAGGCAGCCACCGUCUGACCCCACGGGGCAGGUGCAUGGGUACUGCCCUCGGCGUGGCACAGCCUCCCAGCCAGGCAGGGCCGCAGCGCCCUGGGCAGCUCAGGUUCGGCCGAGUCGUGCUGAGGGACCUGGUCCUCCCUGACUCUUGGCCUCCGUGGCCACUCUGUACACACCCCUUCUCCGCCCACAGAUUCUUUGCCUCUCGUUUUCUUGAUUUCUCCUCCUUGUUGGCUUUUAUUUGGGGGCUGGCUGGGCCAAAGGGUCAGGAAUCUGCCUUUUGUCCUCCCACUUGGCGUUCUGGUUUGGCACUAUGAAUAGUUUUAAGUUUUUCUGUGCUGAUUGUAUUUAUUGUAAACCCCUGGCUGGUGUGGGGGAAAAAAGUAAGCUUGUUGUAGGUUUUCUAGAACCCUCUGUUGUAUAUACGUGCACUCUUCCUGGUGUCUCUGCUGCCGGGCACGGGAACGGCCUCUUGUUGCUGCCUUAGUAGCUUUUCUGUGAGCUGCUCCCUCCACCCCAGCGGCCUCCUGUCGUCCCCGCCCCGUGUGCACUCCGCCCCCGUGUGCGCGGGCCGGCUCUGUGCAUUUGCUGCCGGGUCCCGGUUCCUGGUGCCUGUGCAGUACCGUGGACAGAUGGGACCUGGCCUGGUGCAGCUCGGCUCUAGCGGACUCCCUGUCACAUGCUGGGAGCUGCUCUUUACUUUGUGACAUUCAGUGUUUGGUCUGUGAAUUGAGUAUCUCACAGGUCAGCUGGGUUUCGUCCCCAGUUGAUGUAUUCGUUCUUACAGCAAAGUAUGAGGAGAGCUGCUCUUGGGGGCUCUGGACCCUGUGGGGCCCAACCAGCCUGUUCCCCCAACCCUUUACGAAUAGGCCGUUGUAACUUAAACUCAUGUCCUUAUAUUUUGCUUGUUUUGUAGUUCUGGGAUAUUUUCCUCGUAUAAGUGGAUUGUGAAAUGUCAAGGAACAAAUGUUUUCAAUUUUAACUUAUCGUUAUGGAAUUUCUCCUGUGUAUUGAGGCUGUUUUAUCCGUGACGGGAUCGGUUUGAAGUGUAUGAUUUAGGUCAGUGCUCACCUUGAUUCCGCCUUCUUUUAUAGACGAUGCAAGAGGGUCACCCUGCUAUCAAGAUGACGACGGCCCGGUUUCCAGGACAAGACGCAGGUCUUUGCCACGUCAGUUCGUGUCUGCGCCGAGAAGCGGGUCGUGGCGGGGCUCCUGGCAGGUGGCACGCCACGCCCUGAGAUGAGGUGGCGUGCUCUCCACGUGCCGUAGUCUUCGGUCAGGUUUAUGAUCAGCCACAUUCAUACGCGGCUCGAAAGAUGGAAUUAUUUUUUAAAAGCUGAAGAUAACGUACAUUUGGGGGCACAAAUGACCCUUUGGAUCAGGUCUUUACCCACCUAAGUACAGUAGCACGCUGUACGACGUGGCCAUGGAGGCCGUGACGCGGAGCCUGCUCUCGGGCCGCGGCGUGAGCUCCAGGAAGAAGUCUCCGGCCUGGAAGCACUUCUUCAUCUCCCCCCGGGACAGCACGAAAGCCAUCUGCACGUACUGCAUGAAGGAGUUCAGCCGAGGGAAGAACGAGAAGGAUCUGAGCACCAGCUGCCUCAUGAGGCACGUGAGGCGGGCACACCCUACGGUGCUCGACCAGGAGAACGGCGGCCUGCCGGCCCUGCCCUCCCUCUCGCCCCCUGCACUGCGGCUCCCGCCACAGCCCGCCGACGGCGGGGACCUGGGCGCCGUGCCGUCGCCCAUCAAGCUCGCCCCGGCGCUGGCGCCCAAGGUCCCGUCCCCCGAUGAUGUGACGGAGGAGUCUGUGUCUGCGGUCUCGUCUGAAGAGGGCCCCUCCGACGGGUGCGCCCCUGACAAGUAUGGCAGGGGGGAGGCCCUGGGGGGGCCGCCGCACCUCCCCACCCUCCCCUGUGAGGAGAGCGCAGAGAACGGGGUGGAGAAAAACCCGCCGCUCCCGAAGAGCACGUCGGGGUCCAGGAGGCGGUCGGCCGUGUGGAAGCACUUCUACCUGUCGCCCCUGGACAACUCCAAGGCGGUGUGCGUGCACUGCAUGAACGAGUUCAGCCGGGGCAAGAACGGGAAGGACCUGGGCACCAGCUGCCUCAUCAGACACAUGUGGCGGGCGCACCGCUCCAUCGUGCUGCAGGAGAACGGCGGGGGCACCGGCAUCCCGCCCCCGUACGCCGCGCCCCCCACCCUGCUACCCGCCCUGCCGCCUCCCGACGGAGACCCGAGCUCCGUGUCCUCCUCUCCUGGGAAGCUGGUCCAGGAGUCCCCUUCGGCGUCCUCCUCCCCCGACCGGCUGACUGAGGACCUGCAGGUGCAUUUGAACGCCGGAGAGGCGCCGAUGGAAGACGCGUCGGCGCUGUCCUCCGACGACGUGGGCGAGGCCUCUGUGGCGUCCUCCCCCGAGAAGCCGCAGGCUGGCGGGGCGAGCCCCGGUCUGCCGGAGUGUGGUGCCGUGUCCCAGCAGACCAAGAAGGUCACGAGGAGGCUGAAGUCGGGCGUUUGGCAGCAUUUUUCACUGGCACCCACGGACAGCCUCAAGGCGGUGUGCAGACACUGUGCCUGCGUCAUUAGCCGGGGCAAGAGGGGCGACGUGGGCACCAGCUGCCUGAUGCGGCAUCUCUGUAGACGCCACCCGGAGGUCGUGGGCGGCCAGAAGGGCUCUCUGGGCGCCAGUCUGGCCGGUUCUCCCUACGCCACCUUGGCUUCCGCAGAAGGUCCCUCCUCCAAAUUGACUGACUUGCCAACCAUGGUUACGAAAAACAAUCAGGUUCUCUUUCCCGUCAGCAGCAAGAAGACCUCCAAGCUGUGGAACCACUUCUCCAUCUGCUCCGCAGACCCCACGAAGGUCGUGUGCCUGCACUGCGGCCGCACGAUAAGCAGGGGGAAGAAGCCCACCAACCUGGGCACCAGCUGCCUGCUGCGGCACUUGCAGCGCUUCCACAGCAGCGUGCUCAAGACCGACGCACCCAGGGCACCGCGGGCCUCCUCGCCCAGCCUCCGGGGGCCCCUGAGUGCGCAGCUGGCGGGAGCGUCCUCCUUCGAGGACGCCAACGAGAAGUUUUAUGAUUCUCAUCCAGUUGCCAAAAAAAUCACAAGUCUCAUAGCGGAAAUGAUUGCACUUGACCUCCAGCCAUAUUCUUUUGUAGACAAUGUUGGCUUUAACAGGCUGCUCGAAUACUUGAAACCUCAGUACUCUUUGCCCUCACCUUCCUACUUCUCGAGGACAGCCAUCCCAGGUAUGUACAAUAAUGUGAAACAGAUCGUCCUGUCGCACCUGAAGGAGGCGGAGAGCGGCGUGAUCCACUUCACGUCCGGAAUAUGGAUGAGUAACCAGACCCGCGAGUACCUGACGCUCACCGCCCACUGGGUCACCUUCGCGUCGUCGGCCCGGCCGUACUGCGAGGACCACCACUGCUCGGCCCUGCUGGACGUGUCGCAGGUCGACUGUGACUACAGCGGCAACAGCAUCCGGAAGCAGCUGGAGUGCUGGUGGGAGGCCUGGGUGACGUCCGCCGGCCUUCAGAUCGGGAUCACGGUCACUGACAACGCGAGCAUCGGGAAGACGCUGAGCGAGGGCGAGCGCGCCAGCGUGCAGUGCUUCAGCCACACGGUCAGCCUGGCGGUCAGCGAGGCCCUCAAGAGCCAGCGCAUGGUGCAGGGUCUCCUGAGCAUCGCCCGGAAGCUGUGCGAGCGGGUGCAGCGGUCGCCCAGGGCCAAGGAGAGGCUGGCCGAGCUGCAGCGGGAGUACGCGCUGCCGCAGCACCACCUGCUGCAGGACGUGCCGUCCCGCUGGAACACGUCCUUCCACAUGCUCGAGCGGCUCAUCGAGCAGAAGCGUGCCAUCAACGAGAUGUCCAUCGAGUGCAACUUCAGAGAGCUCAUCAGCUGCGACCAGUGGGAGGUCAUGCAGUCCGUGUGCCACGCCCUGAAGCCCUUUGACGCCGCGAGCCGCGAGAUGAGCGCCCACGUGUCCACGCUCGGCCAGGUCAUCCCCAUGAUCCACAUCCUCAGCCGCAAGGUCGAGAUGCUCUUCGAGGAGACCACGGGCAUCGACACCAUGCUGAAGUCCUUGAAGGAAGCCAUGGCGAGCCGGCUGGCGGCCGCCCUGCACGACCCCAGGUACAUCUUCGCCACGUUGCUGGACCCUCGCUACAAGGCCUCCCUGUUCUCGGAAGAGGAGGCGGAGCAGUACAAGCAGGAUCUAAUCAGGGAACUGGAAGCGCUGAAUUCUACCUCAGAGGACGCGCCCGUCUCCAACGGGUGUGACGCGGGCUCCCCCUCGCAGGCCGCGGUCGGGGAGGACAACCUGUGGUCCCUCAUGGCCAAGAUGACGAAGAAGGGCCCCAGGGAGAAGACGAAGGUGCCCGAGGACAUGGUGCUGGCGUACCUGGAGGAAGAGGUGCUCGAGCACGGCUGUGACCCCCUCACCUACUGGAGCCUGAAGAAGUCGGCCUGGCCGGGCCUGGCCGCGCUGGCCGUCAGGUUCCUGGGCUGCCCCCCAAGCAUCGUCCCUUCCGAGAGGCUGUUCAACACGCCGACGGAGAACGGUAGCUUCGGCCAGUCCAGGCUCAUGAUGGAACAUUUUGAAAAACUCAUCUUUUUGAAAGUGAAUCUUCCCUUGAUAUACUUUCAGUAUUGAAACUGGCAGCCGAGCCGCCGGACGAAAACCGUUGUUGCUCAUCGGGCACCGGCCGUCUGUCCCGGGUGGGGCGCACCCCGGGAGGGACCGUGUGGGAUGAGGUGGCACGAGCCUCACCGUCUGGCGUCACUGUAAUGUCUACGUGUGCCUUACUCCCAGUCCUGUGGGCCGGGCGUCGCCGCGGGCUUCCCACAGGCCGGCAAGGAAGAGCCUGUCUUGCCGAUGAUGAAAUACGAUGAUUAGGGUUUCAUUCAUAACUGUAAAGUUUUUUUAAAGUGGGGGGUUAGUAAUUUGUUUUCCUAGAACGGCAGAGGAGAUGUAAACAAUUUUAUUCUGUAGGCUUUUUAUUCAAUUAUGUAAAAACCACAAAUCAGGUACUGUAUUGUAGUUAAAAAUUGCUUUAAUUCAACAGAACAGCUUUUGUGGCUGUUCGAUGAAAUCUGUAAAUAGGAGGUGGAGCUCAAGCCAUCCCGCUGAGCAGUUUUUAACUGCAGGCUCUAAAGUAUGUCGAGUACAGAGGAUAUUCUGGAACAUAACUGGUUACGGCAGCAGAGGUGUGGCAUUUGAAGAGGAAACUACACUUAGACGUGUCCUGGAAUGUCGUUUCUGCGGUGAUCCGGUAGCGCGUGCCCGGUCUGUGCUUCCGCGUUCAGGGUUCGUGUGGUCGACCCUGAUCACGAGCCUCGGACCUGCUGUCUCGACACCAGGAAGCUAUCUUUUGAGAUUUGUGCACUGACCCCACUGACCCCAAUUUGAUCAAAUUAUGUAUAAAAUUCUUUUUAGAAGAGAUGGCUCAUUAACAGGGAGGAGAUCAUUAUAUUGCAGUUGUAAGAAUAGCCUUAGGCGUCUAGAUUUUUUUUAUAUAUAUAUAAUAGGGAAGAUUUAGCCAUCGCUGGGGUGCUUUAGAAUCCCAAGGACAGCAGAAUGAAGCGUCAGUUGUCAUUCUUUUAACAAUGAUCUGUCUUCAGAACUUGUGCUGCAACAUCUAGAAAAGGGUUCAUUUUCUUACUUCAAACCAAUUAAAUAUUCUGGAUAAACAAGUCACUCAUUUGCCUAUGACCUUUUAGAAAAGUUGUUUUGUUAAAAAAAAUACCUGUUAUUAAUCUGGAUUUGCAUUGACUAUGUUUUAGUGUAUUUAUAAAUGGUGAACUCAGUUUUUGAAAUUAAACUUUUUAUUUGCAAUUUUCUACUGCUGGACGACACUGGCUUUUUAUUCUGCGGAUGACAGGAGGGUCCCGCUCUGGGGAGCCACACUCGUGCAGCCUCCGGAGUCAGAAUUUCCGUCUUGGCCCCCGACCUGGGUUGGGGAUGGCAGAGAUGUGAUUCUCACGUCAGGGACAGCGUUUCUGAUGACAGAGCGACACGGCGAGACCUCCAGGUCCCGUGUCCACAGCCAGUGCUGUUGUGUAUUGGGUGCCGCAGGGGAAGAGCCCGUGGGCAGCACAGGGUGGCCUCCACCUUGUGGCCCACGCACACCCUUCCCGUGCCUCCCAGCUGCGAGGUGGGGCACGUGUCCCCCGAGAGCAGCCUGUGUUCAGACGCCCAAGGAGCACCGGCCAGGGACAGACUAGAGAAUCGUGCUGACGUGGGGCUUCCGCGCGAAUCUCUGUGAGUGUGUGCACGGAGUGAUGCUCUGUGUGGGCCUUCGCCCGUUUGGGGCUCCGCCCGCCGUCGGUCUUCCCCAGCCAGGAUCUAACCGAGCUGCAGGAAGCGAGUGCACGAGUCCAGAACGGCUGCUUGAAGCUCAGGUAUCGGAGCCCAUGGCUUUCCCGGAUGAGGAGCUCUUGUGUCUCCGUUUUGCACGUGAAGAGCUGCACACGCCUGCCGUGAGUUCUGGGAGCCGAGGGGGGCUCCAGUGGAGUGCCGGGCGCUCACAUGCGUGUGCGUGCACUUGGUACACUUGUUGAGGGUCCGACCGCGCAAGGACAGCGAGCUAUGGGCUGGCGGCCUGUGCCAGGACUCCCCAGCCUGUUGGUGUUGGGGGAGGCCGCCCCCCCCCGCCAGAGCAGGGCUCCAGCCCCAGAGGCGCUUGGGCAGCCCCAUCCAGUCGGCUGUGGGGCUGCGGACGGAGGUGACUCCACUGCCCAGCCGUCCUGGCUGCGGGGCUGCGCGUGGGCAGGAGGGGCGACCUGCUGGGCGUCGCGGGUUGUGCCCUGAAAGGAGAGAGCAGAGGAAGUGCAGGAUACAGAUGAUGUUCACUCAGUGACCCGGCGGCCCUCCUUCCCCUGCGCCCCGGCCAGCCCCUGGCACAUGGUGGCUAAUGUGGACAUGGUCCCUGCUCAUCAGAGCCCGUGGUCUAGGCCGCGUGUCUGUGGAUCUUUCUUGGAGCGCAGCCCUGGCCGUCCAUCCGGUCGUUCCUGCAGACGCCCCAGGCCCGCAGAGCACAAGCGUUUGCAGCGCAUUGGUCCUGUUGCUUCUGAUGUGGUCUACUUUUCUGUCCAGCUUUUAAAACCUGUGGCCUCGAGCUGCUGUUGUCCAGCGAGGCAUGUGGGUGACUGUCUGCGUGGGAGCUGUGGGAAGGGGCUGCAGAGCACGUCCCCCAGGCACUGGCCCCAAGGAGGUGGCCCCUCACACAUUCAUCCCACCCUGUGGCCGCCGGGUGGUUCUGGAACCGUGGCGCCGUCCGGCACUGCGGGAGUGGCAGACUGUCCAUGUCCUCGCGUGGCUGACGGUCCCACAGGAAGGCAUGGCUGACGUGGACAGCGGUGUGUGAGGAGGACAGUGGCCAGCCUGAUGAGGACAGCAGGUCUGCUGUGAGAUGUCCCGCUUUCACUCCAUUCAAACCUGAAUCACAAGCUGCUUGUUUCAGAUGCCAGAUGACGUUUUGGGCGGGCUGCGUGACUUCUCUGGUCACUGCUGAGAAAAAGCCCUUUGUAUGAGGUCAGGGUCUCCUUUCAGUGAAUAUUGUAUGUUGAUCAAACCCUGGACUUUUAUAUUUAAUGUUAAAAUUCCCUUCCCUUCCCUUCUGACUUCGAGGCGGCAGCUGGCGGCAGACUGGGCCUCCCCGAGAACCAUCAACCAGAGAAAAUAGAGUUUUAGAAAGAGCUUUCCGACAGCAGGAGAGAGCAGAUACCCCGGGAUCUGAGGAAGCAGUCCCAUCGAGCAGAGUCCCCCGUAGGGAUGCCGGCUCGUGUGCAGAAGGUGGUAGCCCGAGCCAGCCGCGGUGGCCCCAACAGGGACGUGGCCAGGACUCCAGGAGCCCAGGUGCUGGAGAGCGGGGAGCCUCAGGAGGGGCCUCGUGUGGGGCCGCUGCCCGGAGGCAGGUGCCGACUCCUGCGAGGUGUGCGUGCCCGGGACGGCAGCUGGGAGCUAAACAGGCGCCCCGUGUGGGAGACACGACCUCGGGGGCUGCCACUGCGGGGGCCCCGGGUUCCAGGGCUAGCGGGAGACCAGCCAGCACACAGUGGGCUCGAUUGCAUCAGGAAAAUGUAAAUUUCUUUCAGUGAAAAUAUCCAGAGCGUCUGUAACUUCACGAUUCAACCUGACUCUCAGUAAGAAAAUACAAGACACACCAAAAAAAAAAAAAAA